AUGGCGGCUACAGGUAAAACUAUCGUACUCAUCACUGGCGCGAACAGUGGCAUCGGUUUCGAGCUUGCGGCUCAGCUUCUAACCAGAAGCUCAUACCACGUGAUUGUCACGUCGCGCUCACAUGAGAAAGGACAAACUGCGAUGCAAAGCUUGCACUCACGCGACCUUUCGGGAUCAUCAGAGUACCUUCAACUCGACGUGACGGACGACGCAACUAUUCAAGCUGCAGCACAGACAAUUAGCAAGAAUCACGGAAGACUCGACAUCCUUGUCAACAAUGCCGCCGUCUCGGCCAUGAACCCUCCUCUUCGCGAACAAAUGCGACAAGCUUUCGACACAAACGCCACGGGCCCUGCAAUCUUGACCGCAGCUCUCUUACCUCUACUCCAGAAAUCUACCAUGUCGCCUAGAGUCAUCAAUAUAUCCAGUGGUGUAGGCUCAAUCUCUCGCCGCUUGGAUCCGCAAAAUCCUCGUUACAAUGCCAAAGAGCAGCACGUGCAGUAUCGAGCUAGCAAAGCUGCACUCAACAUGGUAACUGCAUGCCAAUUUGUCGAGUACAAGCCUCUGGGUAUCAAAGUGUUCGCGUACGAUCCUGGCUUCACGCAGUCCAACCUCAGUACCAUGAACACCAAGGGGAACGGCGCUAGGGCUGCUGCAGAAUCGGUCGCACCCCUGAUUGAUGUCCUGGAGGGCAAGAGAGACGAUGAAGCAGGGAUGUUCCUACAUAACACUGGGACUUACGAGUGGUAG
Molecule: messenger RNA, 750 nt
Organism: Aureobasidium musti
Lineage: Eukaryota; Fungi; Ascomycota; Dothideomycetes; Dothideales; Saccotheciaceae
Source: the annotation of a GenBank genome assembly